Molecule: messenger RNA, 2504 nt
Organism: Exaiptasia diaphana
Lineage: Eukaryota; Metazoa; Cnidaria; Anthozoa; Actiniaria; Aiptasiidae
Product: alpha-1,6-mannosylglycoprotein 6-beta-N-acetylglucosaminyltransferase A
Exons: 18
Coding region: 102-1955 (617 amino acids)
Biological process (GO): protein N-linked glycosylation
Cellular component (GO): Golgi apparatus
Molecular function (GO): alpha-1,6-mannosylglycoprotein 6-beta-N-acetylglucosaminyltransferase activity
Source: RefSeq, a predicted model, not a curated record
UUCUAUAUUUCUUGUUGUGUUUUGGUGUAGUUUGGMUUGUAUUUCUCAUUGCUGCUCAUCUUGUUCUUGACUUUGAAGAAAGCCAAUUGUAUUACAGUAGAAUGAAGGCAGCUGUGAAAUUUGCAGCUUUUGACGAGCUCGAUAUUUCUCAAGAUGAAUCCAUUAACCAGCCCAAAUGCGAGAUUCCUUUUGAUCUUUCCUUUCCUGACUGCAUAAAUCAAGUUCAGAGGUUGAGAGAUACGUGGCAAAUUGAUCCUUGCUUCCAAACGUACGAUGUUGACGGUUCAGACUGUUCCAUCCUUAUCUAUCUGAGUGAGAUAGAGGCUUGGUGUCCUCGACUUCCCUGGAGAAAACACAUGAAAAAGAAAGAAAAAACAAGACCAAAGGCUGAACUACAAGACGAGAUUGAUCCACUAAUGAGRCUGUUAACUAACGAUCCAGUAUACAAUCCAUUAGCAAUACGUACAUUAUAUUCUUGGAGACACUGGAGAAAUGCUUACAGAUUCAUGAGAAAAGAACUACGAGAUAGCACUACACGAUAUGUAAAGAAGAUAUUUGUGUACAUUGGAGAGUUAUCCGACAAGCCAUCAUUAAUGAGAUAUACAACAGACCAAGUACUGAGUGCUAAUCUCAUGCAAUGGAGUGAUUUAGUGACGUCUUUGUAUAUUCUGGGACAUACUGUGACGAUAUCUAGCGAUAGACAGGAACUAGUAAACAGCCUGCUACCAGARUAUGAGAAGAAAAACAGUUGCAAAGAACAGAACUCUUUCGAUUUGGUGUUUAUAGAYCACAUAGGAAUACAACACAUGACCUCGUCAACUAAGGACAUUUAUUACAGAAUAUGGACCGAGUACAGAUGUAAGCUUCGAGUUCUUGAUCCGUUUGGUACUGACGCUGAGUUUAAUUUUGCUAAAUAUAACGACAAUUUAUUACCUGGAGGAAGAUCAUCGUUUGGGAACAUGGAACUCAAUCUCCGUCAAUUCAUGACAAGGUUUUACGUAUCUGGUGAUAAUUCAUUUUUGGGAUUUGCCGUUGGAAGYCAUGACGAAAAGCGWCUUUUCUUGAAGAAGAAAAAGAGAAUUGUGAUMUUUGGGGACAGCUCGUUUACUUUAGAGAACGAAACGCUCUCUUGGUUGAGCUUUAUAAACAAGUUUAUGCGCAUUCAUUACUUACAGAUUCAAGAUGACAAGGAGAAUAAACAGUUACAGCUGCCAUCCUACAUCAUUAAACACGACAGCAUGAAAUACGACGACUUUGAAAGAUUAGUUGCUGAAGCAAAGGCUGUGAUCGUUAUGGGAAAAAGUACAGAGAAUAUCAUCCCAGCCAUUGCUGUUGGUCGAGGUUGUUUCGUUAUUAAUCAAAAGUUUAACCCACCAAAAGAUCGAACGAAUACAGAUUAUCUUCAAGAUAAACCAUCACUCAGAAAGCUUUCAUCUAGGAAUCCAUAUUUGGCUAAAAAUGUUGGCAAACCUCACGUGAUUACACUUGAUAUUAACAAUCAGACUGAGAUGAAGCAAGUGAUACGUCAUAUAGUCAAGACAAAGGUAAAGACAUACAUCCCAUUUGAGAUAACAGCAGAAGGAUUUUUGCAAAGGUUAAAUGCGUACAUCGAACACCAGGAUUUUUGUCAAACAAAUGACUGGCCUCCGAUCUUGGAACUGCAGGUUAAAGUAGGUUUGACGGGUGAAUCGUGCCAAGAUGUUUGUAGCAWACAAGGUCUGGUGUGUGAACCUAUGUACUUUGAUGCUCUCAACUCAAUUAAGAUACAUGGAUGCCGUAAAAUUAUGAAAGCAGAGUCUGUUAUUGCUCCGGCCAAAGAGGCCAAUUCAACGAUAUGUUUAGCACAAAAGCAGCCGUUUCUAUACAAUUGUCAGAGACACAGUCCUCACUACAGAAGAAUUUGUCCGUGUAGGACAYACAAGACUGGCCAAAGAUCACUGUGCGAGGAAUGUUAAAGUAAUACAAUCGCAUUAUCGGCCUUAGGCUCGUGGUUGGGCCUCUAGUGAAACAAGCCUUGAAAAACKCCUCAGUUCUAUUUUGAAUUAAGUUGUCAUAAAGAGUGGUACUGAGAAUCGACGUUGUCAGAUGGAGCCGAUACAUUUUUGAUUCAUGCAAUGAAUUUAUUACUAUAUAUUUAUUACCACAACUCCGAUUUUUUUCCGAAUAUUAGACGACGCUAUACCAAACCAAAAACUGAACAUUGUGAGGUUAAACGCCAAUAACAGUACAUUUUAGAUUGUAAAUAUCAUUUAGUAAGGUGUUUCACAAAGAUUCAAAUAAAUAUAAAUUAAAGCUAAUGGAGAUAUAUAUCUUUAGUACUUGAAUCUAAAAUAUACUGCAACUUUAGGCUUUUCUGAUCCUGUCAAGUUAAGGGGUUCGCGCUGAGUUAAAACGACAUUUAAAAUCCAUUAAGUGCAUUAAACWUUAACGCAUAAAUGAUAUUUUUCAAGUGUACUUGUAAAUUUAUAAACACUCCUUUAAAAAUAGCAAAACUUUUAAAACGA